Monodelphis domestica (gray short-tailed opossum) is the source of this 11299-nucleotide messenger RNA. It is a transcript of the gene TPBGL, whose product is annotated as trophoblast glycoprotein like. The record is from RefSeq and is a predicted model, not a curated record. Gene Ontology annotation, cellular component: plasma membrane. Gene Ontology annotation, biological process: negative regulation of canonical Wnt signaling pathway. Lineage: Eukaryota; Metazoa; Chordata; Mammalia; Didelphimorphia; Didelphidae. Gene Ontology annotation, molecular function: protein binding.
UCAGUUUCUUUAUUUGUAAGAUGAGCUGGAGAAGGAAAUGGCAAAUCACUCCAGUAUCUUUGCCAAGAAAACCCUAAAUGGACAAAGAAUCCAAUAUGACUGAAAUGACUGAGCAACAAAUAUAUAUAGGCAGAAUAAAAUGCAGAUAAUUGACAGAGUAAGCACUUAAUAUUUCUGGAAUUAAACAAGUCCCCCCCAAGAAUUAUAAAGUAUGCAUAUCACACACACACACACACACACACACAUUCAAUAAGAACUCUGCAGUAUGUUUGGCUCAUCUACAAUUAAUGUGUUGCCUCUAGCAUAUAGUAAUAUCUGGCAUGUAUUAUAUAUACUACUCUAAGUCUGCAAAGCACUUUAUAUUUAAUUAACUCAUUUCACCCUCCCAGCUACCCUGUAAAGUAAGUGAACAUAUAGUAAGCAUUUCAUUCAACAUUUUAAUUCUAUCCUUAGAAUUUCUAAACUCUUUGAGGAAGAUAAUGUGGAUAUCUCCUCUCUCUGUAAAAAGCUGUCCCUGGAAAUCGGAACUGAUCAUUUUUUCUUCCCUAGAUAUAUUUCCCUAUAGCAAGGCGAGAUAGGCAAAAUGACAACCAAUCAUUCUUCUCCAAAAUAACCAUUAGAGAUAUGAAUAUUUGAAGGCUGCUAGCUAGCGUUCAGAGAGAAGUCUCUUGCAUCUGGUUCUCAUCCAUUUUUUUUCAUCUCACCAUUACCGUCUCCUUUGCACCACCUUCCCUCUACCUCCUUUACCCAUCUAAAGGUCACCGACGUAAUGACAGGAAAUUAACCACCGAAGUCCAAAGACACAGAAUCGAAUCACAGCUUUGCUAUUUACACAGGAUGGGCUUUGUCUGAAAUCUUUCACUUAAAAAAUAAAUAAACAUUUCCAGGUAGUUUGGUAAUAGGGCAGAUAUGAUUACCACCAUUUUAUCUAAGGGAAAAUAGGCUCCAGACAGGUGAAUUGUCCAAAGUCACAUAGAAAAAUGGUGUGACCAGAACCCUGGAUUUGAAAGUUGGGUUGUUUUGUUUUCCUAUGUUAGCCUUAGGGGUUAUCUUAAGGGCAAGUUCCCAGAUGUUACUGAGCAUAGCAGUACCUUCUUGGAUCAAUUUUAGAACUGUCUUGGGCUAGUGCCUGGGACCGUUGGCAUCCCCUGCCAGUGAGUUGGGAGGGCAGAGAGGAGGUCAAGUAGUUGAAAUGGGUGGGACAGAGAACAGAAGAAGUUGACUGACUUUGUAGGAGAGUCGCUGUUGGGGGUUUAGGAGGAGGGAGGAAAGAGGAAUAGCUCCCUGCUCCCUCAAAUAAAAACAAGGAGUUCUAAUUCAAUAUCUUCCAGGAGCUUUGCACUCCCAGAGUGGCUGACACUCUCCCCUCUCCAUAAAUUCCUAAGUAGAGUGACCAUUUCCCCAGUAACUCCAGGAGCUGGACUAGAAGGAUUGCCUCUCCCCCAGGGAAGAACAGCGCUGAGGCAUCUAGCGUGGUUCUAAGGCAAUAUCACCAGGGCUUAAUGCAGGCCAUUGGGGGUGGGGGUGGGGGACCCUGGAAAACCACAGGGUCAGCCUCUCCUUCUUAAGUGUUAUUGAUCCAUUAAAUAUAACCACAACCAAAGAAUCAAGGCCACUAAGCCUCUCCAUCCCUAAAAGAGCCUGAGCCCUGUAUGCUCUACUCCUGAGCUCAAAGGGGCAGGGAAGGGGGAGGAGGAAGAAGAGAGGGAAGGUGGUGGGAGCCUCCACCAUCCCAACCCCAGUUUCCAAGGCUGGAUCAGGAUCAGAUGUCAGCUGGGGUCUGAAUAAUUCAUAGCUGAGCCAGGGAGAGACUGAAGUCUUAGGGCUCCUUGGGUCCUGUUCUCUGUCUCCUUAGAAGAGGAUAGGAUGAUGGGGAGCCCUUCUGAGCUCUGAAAAAGAAAGAAGCACCCUCACAACAAUCCAUUACUGUGGUAGGUUCCUCAGCCCAUGCCCCACUAUAAAAUCCUUUGAGAAAUAUUCUUGUCUUCUUCCUGCCCUUCCUGCCACCCUCCCCCCUUCCUCUCACCCAAGCAUUAGGAGACUGGGGAGCCCAAGGUCUGUGCCUGGAACUGUCUAUGCAAUAGAAGGAAUACUACAUCCAUCCUUUCAAGGUCUGUGAAUUCUCUCCUGUGAUCCUUUCCCUUCUGUACCCAUGUAGACCCCAGCCCCUCUACAAUGUGUAGGUGGUUUCUUGAUUUGUCAUAUUUGAAAAAAAUCUAAACCAACCAAUAAACCAUCCCUUUCUGUAGCACUUGACAGUUUAUAUAAAACCUACACAUAACAGAUAAAGUAUACAUUGUGGUAGAGUGAGUGAACAGAGAGCUCUGGGUUGGGAGUCAGGAGACCCAGGUUUGAAACUCAGUUCUGACACAGAUGCAUUAGGUCACCUUGGACAGAUCAUUUCUUUCUCCAUUAUUAAACUGGCAGCCUCAGUGAUUUCUCAGGUGUUUUCUAAUCCUGGCACUCUAGGAUUCAAGUUCUAUGAACUCCCCUGGGGGAAUCUUCUGGGACUCAGCCAAACCUGUGCUGAGCAGCUUAACUUCAAUAUAUUCAGAUACCUCUGGCUCCUCUGGCCUAGAUUCAGAAGAGUCCCUUAAAAUUAAUUUCCCAAUUUUCACAUCUGUAAAAUGAGAGGGUUGGACUAGAUGGUCCCUUUCAAUGUUUUAUGUAAUAAGGCCCUUCCCAGAUCUGACAUUCAAUGAGCCCACUUAUGUCACUGGAUACUCAUCAUUCCUAAGAGGAGAGGGUAAGCAUUAUUGCACCCAUUUUACAGAUUAAAAAGAAAAAAAUCCAGUAAGAAUUAGGAAAUGAUUUGCCCAAGAUAACAUGGCUAGCUAGUGGCAGAGCCCUGACUCGAUGGUUCACCUCCUAUCCUCCCCCAAACCACUAGACAUACAGGCUAGGACUUUUAACUCCAUGAAAUGGAGACUUGUUAUUUAUUAGUAUUAGUUUGUUAUUGGUAUAAAGACAGUUCCUGAUUGCUGUGAGAAAACUCCCAGGUUCAGUGGGGUCACCAAGAUAAUAAGCUCAGACCAUGCUGAUUAAAGAAAUUUAUAACAAUGAGUGAAAGCCAAGUCAUUGACUGCCCUCCCAUACUUCCUGAGCCCUUCUGGUCUGCCAAGCCUUGUGCCAAUGGGAGAACAAGAAGGCAAAGCAGAGAAACUGGAGAACAUACCAUCCAAACCCCCAAGAAGCCCAGUCUGGGAGGGGGGGGGAGGAGAUACUGGCAAUAAAAAGAUAGGUAGGGACAGUGAGUGCUGUCAGAAAUCAGUGUGGGCUGGUGUGGUAGCCAAAAAAUGCUUCACGAAGGUGGGAUCUGAGCUCGGCAACCGGGAGAUAAACGGGAGAGACAAGACUCAGACUAUCAUUGGUAGAAGGGAUUGCAAAGAAUCUUCUAGUCCAAACCUUUCAUCUCUUAGAUGUGACUUGCCUGAGGUUAUAUAUAAGUUGGGGAGCAGGGACAGGGCUAAGACAAACAAGUGAGAUUAAAAGGAAUGACAGAACCCUCCCUCAUCCCCAUCCCCAAAUAGAACCUUGGGAAAGAGGUUCAAGGCUGAUGUCAGGAGGGUAACUACAAAUUUGUCCUCCCUCUCUCCUGAACCUGCCCAACUCCAGAAGGGUCAGUUCUUGACUAAAGCAAGGAGAAGGGGAGGGGAGAGUUACACAAAUCCCUAACCCCAAACUCACCCUGGAAGAACCUUCUACCUUGGGGGCUUCCAGACUGUCUACUGUCCCCACAGCUGGAAGAGGGCAGGAAACUUUAAAGACAGAAGAAAAUGGUUGGAAGGUGGAGGGCGGAGGAGGCGAAUUUCAUUGAUGUGACGGAGUAACGGCGGCGUUGAGGGGGGAAAGUGAAGGGAAUAGAAGGGGAGAAGGAGGCGGGGAAAAUGGAGAACUCAGAGAGUCCAGAGUCUGGGCCGCUUCCCCUCCUCCCCCGCCCGCCUGGGACCUCAGGCAGAAGAAGGCGUGUCCUCGAUGCCAGGGAGGAGGGAGGAGAGGGAGAGCAGAGUGGUCCAGUAGUAAAGUCCUCCCCACACCAGGGCUGUCCCGGCGCCGUAAGGGGUAGGGAGGAAGCUGAGGCGUGCUUCACAUCUCCCUGGGGAACCGAUCUCCAGUCCGCAGCCUAACCAUCCCUCCCCACUCAUUUCCCCAAAGGGGCAACUGGGGCUUCCAGCUGCAGAGAAUCAAGCCAGCCCUGCCCUGCCCAGGACGGCAGAGCUCCUCCCUUCUUGACCCAACUCACUUUCGGAGAGGAACUGCGAGCUUUCUAAUCUCCCCCCACCCCACGCCGUCCAAGCUUCCUUCCCGGGGAGGGGCUGGAUGUGGAGGCAGAAGCUAUGGUCCCGAGCCCUCUGCAGCCCAGGGCUCCGGCUGCCUCCCGGGGCUCGGGGCUGCCAGGAGUCCUGGGUUCUUCUCCGCCGGCGCCGGCUCCUACUCCGCCUGGGUUCUCACAGCUGCUGCUCGCGCCACCACCGCUGCUCCUGCUCCUGCUGCUUCUCCUCCUGCUGAACACGCCGACAGCACCGUGCCCCUUCCAGUGCUACUGUUUUGGGAGCCAGGAGACCAUACACUGCCGCCACAUCGUCCUGCAGGAACUGCCCCGCGACCUGCCCACUGCCGCGCACAACCUCACCAUCGUGGGCUCCAAUCUGACCGUCCUGCGCGCUGCUGCCUUCGCCGGGGAAGAGCUGCCCACCGCCCCGGGUAAUGGCAGCGGCGGCGGCGGGGGCUGGGCAGUACGUCUGGCCAACCUCACAUCCUUACUGCUCAACCAAGACAACAUCCAAGUGGUGGAGAACGGCGCCUUCUGGGGCCUACCCCGCCUAGCCACCCUGGAUCUCAGCUACAACCCGUUGAGUGCCCUGGGCGCCGCUGCCUUCCAUCUGCUGCCCUCCCUUAGUGUCCUCAAGCUCAAUGCCGCCACGAGCGGGCUGGGCGAGCAGCUGGACGCCGCCCUUCGAGGCCUGGCCACCCUGCGCCGCCUUGAAUUGAAAGCCAAUGAGUUGACCCACCUACCGCCCUCUGUUCUGGAGCUGGCACAACUAGAGCAGCUGGACGCGCAAGACAACGCGCUGACUGGGCUGGCACUGGUUGAACUGCGCGCGCUGGGAGGGGAGAUCCAGGGAACCCCAACGGCCCCGACGGCUCGGGGCCCCAGAGCGCUGCGCCUGUGCCUGGCAAACAACCCGCUGCGCUGUGACUGCGGGGCGCGGGCGCUGCUGACCCUGCUCAACAAGGCCCUCUGGCGGGUUCCCGACGCGCGCAGUCUGCGCUGCGCUGCUCCUCCGGCUCUCCAAGGCUCCCCUAUCCUGGUCUUGGACGAGUCAAAGCUGAGCUGCGCCUUGGGUCCCCAAGAAAAGGAGGAGAAUGAGAAAGGGCAAGGAAGGGGGAAAGAAGAGGAGGGGGAAACGGGGAAUGAGGAGGAGGGAACAGAGGGAAGGGAUGAGAAAGGGCAGCCGGGGACUGGAGAGGAACUGGAAGCCUCCUACGUCUUUUUCGGCAUCGUCCUGGCGCUCAUCGGUGUAGUCUUCCUUAUGGUCCUCUAUCUGAACCGUCGUGGUAUCAAGCGCUGGACGCGCAAUCUGCGCGAGGCGUGCCGGGACCAGAUGGAGGGCUACCACUACCGCUAUGAACAGGACGCUGACCCCCGGAGGUCUGGCACGGCCAGCUCGUCUGGUACCCUCUGAAUGCGGCGCCCACCAUUAUUUAGACUGGGCUGUUAGGGAGGAGAGGGGAACUUGGGCCCUCUUCGCACUCAACCUUUGGCUCUUCACCCCUUCCCGAACCUUCCCAUCUUGAGCAAUUAGUCUCCACUUCCUCCCCAAUUAAUCCUUGACUAUUAACCUCUCCUGUCAAAAUUUAGGCACUUUGCUCCCCUGGUAAACCUGUUGUUUAGUCCCCGCCUAUUUCUUGACUCAACUCCUCCCCUAAACCUUAGUCUCUUGGAUCAUCUCAAGUUUUAGAAACAAUAUUCCCCCUUAUUAGCCACCCUCUAAACUCCCCUGCAAGUUUGGGGGGUGGGGGAUGGCAUCCUCCUGUACUUCCUCCCUUCCAAUGCUUUCUCCCAACCCCUCCUUCUCUAUCAUAUCCUUGUAUUCUUUCUUCUCUUCCUAGCCCUUCUCCUUUCGUUUCUGCUCUCUUUCUUUUUCCUUCUUUCUUCUUUUUACUUUCUCUAUUUACCUUAUCUUUUCAACCACCCACACACACUUUCUCUCUUGUCCUUCGGUUUGGGGCUAGGGAGAAGUCAUUAGGAUGCUGACUGGAAGAGAGGAGAAAUCUUAUCCUAAGUCUUUGCAGAAUAAGAGGACUUUGAACGUAUUCCCUGAUCAGACAGCUGGACUGCUCUCAGGGCCCAUUGCUGCUUAAACUGGUGCCUCCACCCCAUCCCAUCUCGACUCCUCUCCCUUAUCCACCCAAUUCUCCUCCCUUCUCCCCUUUUUCAUCAAAUGAGGUAUUUGUAAAGCACUUAGCACAGUGCCUAGCAUAUAGUAGGUGCUAUGUAAAUGCUUAUUCCCUUUCCCCUCCCUUCUAUUCCUCCUCUACAGAUUCCCAAUAUAUUUCCUUCCAGCCUUUCUCUCCCUCCUCCCUCCCUUACUUCCCAUUUUCUUCUCACUUGAAAUCUCUUUCCUCCCUUCCAUGGAAAAUAGAAUGUUAGAAAGAACCUUUGAAGUCAUCUAAGCCAAAUCUUUCUUAACCUCUUUUCCCCCCUUCUCUUUGUUUCUCUCUCUUUUCCCUUCUUUCUACCUUUGUCUUCCAAUCCACCUCCUCCUUGACCCUCCUUUCCUCACUUAGCACUACUAAACAAACUUGGAUCAGUCUGCUCCUCCUUCCUCCAAGGAUUCUUAACUCCUCAGCCUUCUCCCUCCUCCAGGGGACCCUAGUCAAUCUGACAAGUCUCCCCUCUUUUCUCAGGCACAAACUCCCCUGCUUCCUUCUCACUGGCUCCAAUGAACCUGUCUAAAAACUCAAGAGUCUAUCUGUUAGUCACUUGCAUGAUCUCAAAGCACACCCGUUGUGGGGAGGGGUACUGCCUAAUCCUGGAAUCCCCUCUCCCUGGGAUUUACCCCUUCCAUAGGUCAGGCUGUGGCAACAGAUUAUGUCCAUUCUGUAGAACAGGGAGCUUCCCAUCCUAAGCCCUUGAGACCCAACCUCUCCUUUACCUGUUUGGUUUCUUGAGUGGUCAGUUUUCUAUAAAGCUUGCAAUAAUUUCUGGACUCUCCAGUCUCCCCCUGGAAGUGCCUGUGUCAUUCUUCAUCCGAUCUUGGAGGGACCCUGGGGUGGAGAGCUCACAGAGGAGUGGGAGUGAGCCACACACACACUCGGAAAGGGAACUCAGUAUAGAUAAGUAAAAGGGACCUUAGAGAUAUAAUUCAAUCUCUUCAUUUUUGCAAAUGGGGAAACUGAAACUGAGAAGGCAAAAUAGUUGCCCAAAGUCACAAAGUCAUUCAAUAGUGGAUAAGAAUUGAAACAUAGAAUGUCAGAACUAGAGGUUACUUUAGAGAUCAUUGAAUUCACACCCUUUAUUUUACAGAGGAGAUUGAAGCUCAGAGAGGGGAUGGAUAGAACUCAAAUAAGUGACAGAAAUAAGACUUAUGCAAUAGUACAAUGACCCCAUGUGCCCUUUUCCUAUUCUUUGCCUCAAACCCAAAGACUUAGAGUAAUAAAUUAGGGUUAUGCUACAGUGCAAAGGAUGAAAUAAGGUUAGAUGUGGAAUGCCAGAACAAAUGAAACAAGUUAUGGGAUUCCCUUGGGGCAGCUAGGUGACUCAGUGGAUAGAGUGCCAGGCCUUAGGUCAGGAAGAUCUAGUUUUGUGAGCUGAAAUUUGGUCUCAAACAUUUUCUGGCUAUGUGACCCUGGAAAUGUCAAUAGACCUUUUUGACUCAGUUUCCUCAUCUGUAAAAUGUGUUGGAUGUAGGAAAUGCCAAAUUACUCCAGUAUCUUUGCCAAGAAAACCCCAAAUGGAAUAAUGAAGAGUCAGAAUCUACCAAACAACCAAACAGCCCUUUCUCCAUUAGUUGCUGAUGUAACAGAGGAUAAGGAUCAGACUUAGAAACAAGAGGACAUGGGUUCUAAUCUAGAUCUGCCACUCAGCUCUGUGAUCUUAGUUAAGGCACUUUCCCUCAUUGAGCCUAAUUUUUCUCACCUGUAACAAUAUUCACACUUAUCACAAAAGCACUUUUUAAACUCUAAAGUCUUGGGACCUCUAAGGGAAAAGACCUCUAGGGUCCCUUCUAGUUCUAACAUUCUAUUUCCCAUGGAAGAGAGGAAAAAAUUUCAAGUGAGGAAUAAGUGAGAGGAAAAUAGAAACAUGGACCAUUAAUGUUGAAUACUGAACUGGUUGCCUCUCAUCCUCCCCAGCCUCUUUACUUUCCCAUCAAUGCAUUAGCCAGAAGGAAAAGCAAAAAGACUCCUUGCCAAGUCAUCCUGAACCCGACAAAAUCUAUGGCCUUUAAUUCCAGAAUUUGAUGAUUCUAGGAUAAAGAAUUAAGUUGAUCAGGAGAAUAUCACAGAUAUAAGUUAAAGGAAGUGGGUUGUCUAGAAGUGGACCCAUAUCAGGAAGGAAGGAAGGAAGGAAGGAAGGAAGGAAGGAAGGAAGGAAGGAAGGAAGGAAGGAAGGAAGGAAGGAAGGAAGGAAGGAAGGAAGCAAGCAAGCAAGCAAGGAAGCAAGGAAGCAAGGAAGCAAGGAAGGAAGGAAGGAAGGAAGGAAGCAAGGAAGGAAGGAAGGAAGGAAUUUUUUUUUUCAAAUUAGAAGCUUGAUUUUGAUUCCUGGGGAAAAUCUGGAAUGAAUAUUUUAUGAGCAUCCUAAAAGGGGAACAGUGAUCACUAGGACUCAGGGUAAAUUCAAUAAGACCAGGUCAUCCCAGACUAACUUCACUUAGAAAUGUCAAUGACAUAGUUUAACUACAUUUCAGCAAAGCAUUUAAUUAAGUUUCUUAUAAACAAGCUGGAAAACUUAUCAAAUGACUGGGUAGGUGUGGAACUAUUCAAAUGAUAAAAGUCAAAAUACUUGACUUGGGCCAGAAAAAAGGUUGAAUUUUUUUUCAUAUUGUAAUGAUUGGUUCCUUUUGAUUAUUAGAAGCAGUGUUUUCUCUGAUUGAUGCUGAUAUUGAAGAGUUGACUCACAGUUGCCCCCAGGUGAAAUGGGUUAUCUCUCAGGAGAUUUUGAAUUCUUUAGCACAAGAGUUCUUGAAUGACACCCAGUCAGAGAUAUUUCAGAGAAGAUUGCUACUAGGUCCAGGUUGGUUUUCAUGUCCUCUGAGAUCCUUUCUAGUUCUGAGAUAAUAUGAUUCUGUGAUGUGUUCAUAUUUGCUAUCCCAAAUAAGCUUGUAAAUAGAGACUUUUGUUUGAAGAUGAGAAUCACUCAGGUCUAAGGUAGCUUAAGUCAAAGGAUCCAGAGAUGCAGGAGAACGGAUACUAUAAUACCCAAAGAGCAAGGUUAAAUAUGAGGUUUAUAAGUCUGAAAUGAUAAAUUCCCAAAUCUCCUUGGGAGUGGAAGAGAAUGAAUAGCCUUGGUCACCUCUGCUGAUGAGAAACACACCAUCUCUCUUGGAAUCCAGUUUCAUUGUGGGAGAAUGUUGUUACAGUGUUCUAUCCCAAACUGGGCGCAAGUCUUUUCCCUUGAUCUGUCUCCUGGGACCAAGAAGAAUAAAAGCAAUCUGAUUCCUUUUUAUUCCUUUCUCCUCUAGAAUAAAUACACCGAUGCCUACCUGUGCUAGUUCUUAAACUGUACUAUAAAGUAGGAAGCAUUGAAACAAUCUGGUACUGACUAAGAGAUGCAUCAAUGGAAGAGAUUGGGUACACAGUACUCAGCAAAUAAUGACCAUAAUAAUCUAGUGUUUGAUCAAUGUAAAGAUCUUAACUUUUGGUACAAGAAUUCACUAUUUGACAAAAACUGCUGGGAAAGCAGUUUGGCAGAAAUUAGGUACAGACCAACAUCUCACAUCAUUUACCAAGAUAAGGUCAAAAUGGGUACAUGAUUUAGACCUAAAGGGUGGUACCACAAGCAAAUUAUAGGAGUAUGAACUAGUUUACCUGUCAGAUCUAUGGAUAAGUGAAGAAUUUAUGACCAAAAAAAAGAGAUAGAAAGCAUUAUGGAUGUAAAAUGGAUAAUUUUGAUUACAUGUAAUUAAAUUUUUUUUUGCAUGAAUACAACCAAUGCAACCAAGACUAGAAAUAAAGUAGAAAACCGGGGAGAGUUUUAUAGCAAGUUUCUCUGAUAAAGGCCUCAUUUCUCAAAUAUAUUAAAAAAAAAAAACAAGUUAAAUUUAUAAGAAUACAAGUCAUUGCACAAUUGAUAAAUGGCAAAAGUAUUCUCCAGUUGAUAAGACAGUUUUCAGAUGAAAAAAAUCAAAUCUAUCUGUAAUCAUAUGGAAAAGGUGCUUUAAAUCAUUAUUUGUUAGAAAAAUGUAAAUUACAAUAUUUCUGAGGUACCAUCUCACACAUAUCAGAUUGUCUAAUAUGACAGGGAAAAUGACAAAUGAUGGAGAUGAGGAUAUGGGAAAACUGGAACACUAAUUCACUGUUGGUAGAGUUGUGAACUGGUCCAACCACUCUGGAGAACAAUUUGGAGCUAUGCCCAAAAGACUAUAGAACUAUUUAUACCCCUUGUCCCAGCAAUACCACUAUUAGAUCUGUAUCCCAAAAGGAUUUUUAAAAAGGAAAAGGAAACGUGUACAUUUAUAGCAGCCUUUUUUGUUGUGGCUAAAAAGUGGAAAUUGAUGGGUUGCCCAUUAAUUGAAUAAUGGCUGAACAAGAUGUGGUAUAUGAUUGUGAUGGAAUACUAUUGUGCUAUAAGAAUGAUGAGUAGGAUGCUUUCAGAAAAAUCUGGAAAGACUUACAUGAUCUAAUACAAAGUGAAGAGAAUAGAACCAACAAAACAUUGCACAGAGUAACAGCAAUAUUGUAUGAUGAUCAAUUGUGAAUGACUUAGCAAUUCUCAGCAAUAUCAAGAUCCAAGGAAAUUCUGAAGGAUUUAUGAUGAAAAAAUGCUUAUGUACCUCCAGAGAAAGAAUUGAUGGAGUUUGAAUGCAGACUGAGGCAUACUAUUUUUUUAAUUUUCUUUAUUUUUUUCAUGUUUUUAAUCUGUGUUUUAUUUGACAACAUGAUUAAUAUGGAAACAUAUUUUGCAUGAUUGCACAUGUAUAACCUAUAUCAAAAUUGCUUGCCAUCUCAGGGAAAGGGAAGAACAGGAAGGAAGAGAGAGAAUUUAGAACUCAAAAAUUUUAAAAAACGAAUGUUAACUGUUUUUAUAUGUAAUUGGAAAAAAAUUUUAAAGGAAUAAAAUAUAUCUUGUCUCCCA